AUGUAUUUUGCAGUCCACAGUGUGGACGGAAAGGUUGCUUACAGUUUGAGCCGAACUUACCCCGGCCGAUCUCGAGGGAGAACUACGAUCACGACCUCAGACUCCUCUUCUAAAAAGUUAUUUCCUCUGGACACGAACAACGAUAUUUGCGAGGUGAACACUCGCUGGACUCAGUCGGAGGGUCCAUUGGCUAGAGACAAUCUACCGAUGCGUGAAUACAAGUUUGAUAGCUCGCGAGCCUUCAGCAAAUUUCUCUGGCGCUUCAACUACUAUUCCGAGACCGCAGGCGCCAGGGUAUACUACAAAUUUGAACAAAACUUUUCAAACAAAGGAGGAAGAAUUAUCAAGGUUGCCGCGGGUCAGCCUUCCCAACUGGUCGGCCUUCUCAGAGGGCAAGUCCGCCGCGAUAACUGGCUCGAUACCGUCAAGGGAGAAAAGACUUUUACUCUUUCAUGCAUUGAUGGUGCUCCAUUGCCCGAAUUGGUCACCAUGCUGGCCUUGGCCUUUCUUCGAUGCUCAUGA
This is a messenger RNA of Puccinia graminis f. sp. tritici CRL 75-36-700-3, 522 nucleotides long. RefSeq lists its product as uncharacterized. The transcript has 4 exons. NCBI's taxonomy places the organism in Eukaryota, Fungi, Basidiomycota, Pucciniomycetes, Pucciniales, Pucciniaceae. Bases 1 to 522 code for a protein of 173 amino acids. The record is from RefSeq and is a predicted model, not a curated record.